This is a messenger RNA of Trachemys scripta elegans, 4812 nucleotides long. RefSeq names its product G protein-coupled receptor class C group 5 member B (gene GPRC5B). The transcript has 4 exons. Lineage: Eukaryota; Metazoa; Chordata; Testudines; Emydidae. Gene Ontology annotation, biological process: G protein-coupled receptor signaling pathway. The record is from RefSeq and is a predicted model, not a curated record. The coding region runs from base 208 to 1371 and encodes 387 amino acids. Gene Ontology annotation, molecular function: protein kinase activator activity; protein kinase binding; G protein-coupled receptor activity. Gene Ontology annotation, cellular component: intracellular membrane-bounded organelle; extracellular exosome; plasma membrane.
UCUGCCCAGAGCUCGCCGAGCCUCGCACAGUGCGCACUGCCGGGGCGGGCGCUGCUGCGCCCUGUGCACGCCGGGUCUCGGCGCUGGGCUCCACACCCCGUCCCGGGGCAGACAUGGGACGUGCCUGCGGGCUGUGAAGGAGACAGUCCCCCGCCGCCCAGGGCCACCGACCGCCGGCGAGCGACCAGCGAACGAGCGAACAGAAAAAUGAAAACCCACCCAGCCAUUGUUUUCCUCCUCCUCUUCGUCAUCAGUUAUGGCUCUUCUGAAAACUCAAGUACGUCCAGAGGGUGUGGACUGGAUCUUCUCCCCCAGUAUAUUUAUCUGUGUGACCUGGAUGCCAUUUGGGGAAUAGUAGUGGAGGCAGUUGCUGGAGCAGGAGUGCUGACGACAUUGCUGUUGAUGCUGAUUUUGCUAGUGAGGUUGCCAUUCAUCAAGGACAAAGAGAAGAAGAGCUCAUUGGGAAUGCAUUUCCUCUUUCUCUUUGGGACACUAGGACUGUUUGGGCUGACUUUUGCAUUCAUCAUACAGGAAGAUGAAACAGUAUGUUCCACUCGAAGGUUUCUGUGGGGCGUUAUCUUUGCGUUGUGCUUCUCCUGUUUGCUAGCUCAAGCCUGGAGAUUACGUAGACUAGUUCGACAUGGUAAAAGUCCAUCUGGCUGGCACCUAGCUGGCAUGGCAAUCUGUCUUAUGCUGGUCCAGGUCAUUAUUGCAACGGAGUGGCUAAUACUGACAGUUGUGAGAGAUAAGAAGCUGGCCUGCAAUUAUGAGCCAGGGGAUUUUGUUAUGGCUUUGAUUUAUAUUAUGUUCUUGAUGAUGGUUACCAUGGGAGUCUCUCUGUUCACCCUGUGUGGAAAGUUUAAGAAGUGGAAGAAAAAUGGAGGAUGCCUCAUUAUAACGAUUUUUUUCUCGAUUCUAAUUUGGGUAGCUUGGAUAACGAUGUAUCUGUUUGGCAAUACUGAACUGAGGAAAAAAGACAAAUGGAAUGACCCCACUCUUGCCAUUGCACUGGUGUCCAGUGGUUGGGUGUUCGUUAUUUUUCACGCUAUCCCAGAAGUUCAUUGCACCAUUCUUCCGUCACAGCAAGAAAACACACCCAAUUAUUUUGAUACUUCGCAACCAAGAAUGCGUGAAACUGCUUUUGAGGAAGAUAUACAACUUCCUCGGAGCUACAUGGAAAACAAAGCCUUUUCAAUGGAUGAACAUAAUGCAGCUUUAAGAACGGCAGGAUUUCGCAAUGGCAGCUUGGGAAGCCGACCUAGUGCUCCCUUUAGAAGCAAUGUUUAUCAGCCAACUGAGAUGGCAGUUGUGCUAAAUGGUGGGACUAUACCAACUGCUCCACCAAGUUACACUGGAAGACACCUCUGGUGAAAGGCUAGAGGUUCUAGAGAUAAGAAUCGUUGUUACAAAUGUUAUUCCUUGGCAGUGUCUUUCUAAGGGAGGAAUCAAUAAUACCACAACAAAGCAGCCAGACAUCCAGGAGCUUUGGAAUCCUUGAGAGGAUUUUAUGUAAAUGUGAAUACUGUUAAACUGAUGAGCUAAAUCACAGAAACAAAAAAACUCUGCAAAAUUCAGGAUGAAUUUAAUUUAAAAUAGAAAUAGGCACACUUUGAAAUGGAAGAGAGGACACUGUGCAUUCUUAAAUGUGAGAUAUAAUCUGUCUGUAACUAGUGUGCGAGGCAAGCCUGAUUUUGGUUGGUUUCCAGCUGUUUGCAAAAAAACAACCUCCUCUCCCGCCCGAACUCUCCCUUACCAAUUUAAUCCAUGCUGCCAUAAGAGAUUGCCACUACAGUGUGAAAGUAUGCAGGGUUUCUUCCUACUUUAUUUUUUUCUCUCUUCAUUUCAAGUGUUGUGAAGUGUCUUGGUUGAUCCAUUAUCCAUCUCUAUGUGAAUGUCAUUUAGGGUCAAGCAUCAUCAGUCUGUGGCAACUAAAUUACCAUUUCUCAACAAUGAGACGUGAUCCACUUAAGGGGGGAAAAAGGUAUCCGAUUCGGUUGUGGUGAAAGGAAAUGACUGUGUAUGCUUCAUGCAACUUUGUCAAGCAACAUUUGUUAAGAGUGAAGGUAGAGACAGAUCACCUCAGCAAUGUAGAAUCAGACACUGCAGUUCAAGAUGCCCUGUUGAUGCAGUCUCACUCCAGCGUACAAACAGAACCACGUGUUCUCAAACCCUUGAGAAUUUUUUUUACAUAUGUACACUUGGGGGCACUAAGUCAAAUUAUGGAGGGACAAGCUUCAGCAAAGGCUCUUAGCUGAGGAGAGAAUGUAGCUUGGGGUUGCCAAAAGGAGUCCCAUAGGAUGAUGGAUUAAAGGAAACCUACUGUAUUACACAGAACUCUGUUUGUGUUCUGAUGGCUGAUCCUGUAAGGUGCCAAGCAAAAACUCAAGGGGAUGGGAAGGUAUCGAUCACCUUCCAGGAGGAGCUUGGUAACUUGCGGGAUUGGACCCUCUCUUCCUACUGUUGGAACUGGUGCCGAAACCCCUGCUCAUGGGAGUAGCCCUAUUGACUGCAAUUGUUUGUGCAUCUUAAUGUAUGUGUGUCUUUUAAUGCAUAGCUAGUAGAGUCUCCACUCUGGAGGUUCAGGGCUUUUUGUCUUUUGGAGUUGGGAUAAGGUAGAUUCUUUACCAAGGCUUAUCUAGGCUAUGUAACAAGUUCUUACUGCCCAUUAUUCUUGCCAUGGUUUUCGUUACUUUAAAGCGAAUCAUUCCUUUAUUAUUUAGCAUUUAAUACAUAUCAAACCUAUGAAAGCAUCAUUGUAUCCUCAUUGUUUGGUCAACAUUACUCCUAGCUUUCCUAGAUACUAAAAGCAAUUGUUUUUACAUGAGGGUGUGGGUUACGUAUAAGGGUGAAAAUUUUGCAUAUGUUGUAAUAAAUAUAUAUAUAUAUUCUAUUUUCAAAUGAAAAAUAAAAUUAUAAUAUACAAAGAAAACUGAAUAGCUCAGUAGCUUCACAGAAGGAUACUAUUUGCUGCAUACUGCAAAAAGAAAAAUAAGCUGUUUAUUUUUUUAAAAGGCUCCCUGUUUCUUCAUGUACCUCAUUUCUACAGUAAACAGACCUAAUCCUGUAGUCUUGUACUCACAUGAGUAGAUCCCAUUGACAUCAAUAGGUCUACUCACAGGUGUAAGGGCUGCAGGAUCAGGCCCUAAGCAUUACACACAAGAUAUAUUUUGCCAUUCUUGCCAUGAUCACCUUAUAGGGUUUUAUUUCUAACAGCCCUUCUGGUUCAGGAACCAUACUUUUCUGUCAUGCAUGAUUAAAGGAACAUGUUAGAUCCAUGUCUAAUGUUCCCAAUAGAGGCAAAGUGGAAGCAUGUGCUUGCUUUUAAGAGAAAAAAAAAAUGGUUUUAGUCUCUUGUUUAGGUAACUAGAUUGUCUAAGAAACUGAGUAGACUAGAGGUGGAUAUUGCAUGCUAUCCAGUAAUCUAGAAGUACCUCUAGCUGUUAAAGUUGUGAUCAGAUAACCAUUAAUUAUCAAAAAUAUCAUUUUAUUAUCCCAGAAACUGCAUAAUUUGGAGUAAUAUAAAACCUAGUGGUGAUGUGUGUCUGCAAAAGUUUCAUUGUAAACCGUCAAUUUAAAAAACGUUAAAUUCUCUGAAAAGGUCUUUAUUGUAAAAAUGUAUAAGAUGACCAUGGCAUAAAUGGGAGGGCAGCUUUCUUUUAAAAUAUUUAUCAUGCUACAGCUGAGAAGUAUACAUUCAGUACUAUACGCAUUUUAUAGAUCUUGGAUAAAUUCUUUCCAGGAUAGUUAUUUUGUAAACAUUUACAUGGUGUUCAGUUUUCUAGAUGGGAAUGGAUUAACAAAGUAAGGGCCUAGUCCUGCUCCAAAGGAAGUCAGUAGGAGUUUUGAGGCCCUAAGCGCAGACCAGGCCAGAACCUGCAAACCUUUGCUCACAUAAUUAGUCUAGGGUUGACAACCCUCCAGGAUUGGCCUGGAGUCUCCCGGAAUUGGCAUCAAUCUCCAGGUGAUUAUUGAAAGCAAUCCAGGAGAUUUUAACAAAAUGACAUCACAUCAUGGGGGUGGGGGGGAGGGGGGAAAGAGGGAAAUCUCCCGGAAUAGCUUCAGAGUUGGCAACCCUAAAUUAGGCUUUGUCUAUACUACCAAGUUUUGUUGACAAAACUUAUGUCGACACUCAAAAGUCGACAAAACAGAAGUCGACAAAGGAUGUUCACACUUGCUCCGUCGACAGAUCAUGUCCACAUUGUGGGCACCAUCAUCAACAGUGCGAGCAAUGCACAGUGUUGUGGAAAGGUGGAACUGAUUGCUGCACAUCAUGGGAAGAUUCCCUCUGAGUUCUCCCUCAGCGGCUGGGAGCGGCAUCAUGAGUAGCUCUGUGAGCUCUCCAUGCCGAAGAAUGUCAAAGCAGUGCAGCAGUCUGCCUGCCCCAGUGUUCCUAGUGCCGGGCAGAACAGGCGUAUUCCAAUGAUUUGCUCUUCGUUCCCCACAGGGAGCAGCACACUUCCCGCAACUUGGAAAGGGAAGGGGCGCAUACUUGGAAAGGGAAGGGCAGCAGAGUUCAAAACACUGAGCAGAGCGAUCAGGGCAGGCAUUGUGGGAUACUGGCGGAAGCCAGUUCUGCUGACAAAACAAACAGCAGUUUCUACACUGACUCUUUGUUUUUUCUUUUCCCCUUCCUUUAUUGUCAAUCUCUUGUAGGGGUGGAAGGUUUUUGUCACCGAAACCGGGCGUUUUUCCUGAAAAAAAGUCGCAUUGCAGUGUAUACAUCUCUCUGUUUUGUUGCCAAAAGGCAGUUUUUGGUGACAAAACUUGGUAGUGUAGACAAAGCCUCAGUUCCAUUGAGUGGUCAUGUGAGUU